Messenger RNA from Limulus polyphemus (Atlantic horseshoe crab), 810 nucleotides. Its product is annotated as orcokinin peptides type B-like. NCBI's taxonomy places the organism in Eukaryota, Metazoa, Arthropoda, Merostomata, Xiphosura, Limulidae. The record is from RefSeq and is a predicted model, not a curated record. The transcript has 2 exons. Bases 48 to 659 code for a protein of 203 amino acids.
UUAUAAAACGACAGGUAAGGAAUAGAAGUAACUAGCGUCUCUGAGCUAUGUAUCUCCACAGCUGCACCUUGCUGUUCCUCACUGGUGUCGUAUUGUACCUAGGCUCAGCAGAGCAGGUGGAUCAUCAGCCUAUGUACCAAACUUUCUACAAACUACAUACUCUGACAGGUGGAGAUGUCUUGCGUUUUUUGAUGAAGAAUCAUGUGCUGGAUAUCUUUGAAAGUAGUGACAUCUUGCGAGUUUUAGACGAAAUAAGUGAAGGAAGAUUUCUACGGCUCUUCGACAGUCUCAAAGGAAAUGACAUCAUGAAAGCUUUGGUUUCUACUACGAGAGAGAAUUCUCUUGCUAAAACAUCGAAUUCGAAGAGAAGUUUUGACUCCUUAAGUGGAUCGUCAUUGGGUUAUUCCAAAAGGUUUGAUUCCCUGGGUGGAGCAGCCCUGGGUACGAGCAAGAGAAAUUUUGACGAAAUAGACAACGUUGGAUUCAAUGGAUUUGCCAAACGCAACAUGGACGAGAUCGACAACGCUGGAUUUAGAAGUUUUCUGAAGCGUCGCCACAGUCUAGCUGGCCAUCGUAAACGAAAUCUUGAUGAGAUCGACAACGCUGGUUUCGAGGGUUUUCUCAAACGCCGAUUGUAUAACGAAAAUUAUAACAUGUAGAAAACAAAAGGUCAAAUUUUCAUUAUUUAAAUAUACGUCAAGUUAUUCGUGUAAUUGAUAUUUAAAGUACACAAAAGGCAGUAAAAAGUGAUUUGAUCUUCGAAUACAUGUAGUAAAGAAAAAAAUAAAAUACUCCUUCCUUUGCUUUACA